Messenger RNA from Brassica napus (rape), 2314 nucleotides. RefSeq names its product metacaspase-5. The record is from RefSeq and is a predicted model, not a curated record. Gene Ontology annotation, molecular function: cysteine-type endopeptidase activity. Gene Ontology annotation, biological process: proteolysis. The transcript is spliced from 2 exons. Lineage: Eukaryota; Viridiplantae; Streptophyta; Magnoliopsida; Brassicales; Brassicaceae. Bases 115 to 1401 code for a protein of 428 amino acids.
AUGAGAUGUAUUGUAACAGCUCACGAUCAUCAUCUUUAAAAAAAGGAAAAACAGCUCACGAUCAAAAUCAAAAACAAAAUUAUUUUGUGAAGCGGACCUUUUGAGGUAUCAUCGAUGGCGAAGAAAGCAGUAUUGAUCGGAAUCAACUACCCUGGAACCAAGGCGGAGCUACGAGGCUGCGUCAACGAUGUUAAGAGGAUGCACAAGUGCCUAGUCGAUCGGUUCGGUUUCUCCGAGAGAAACAUCACUGAGCUGAUCGAUACCGACAACUCUUCCACCAAACCUACAGGCAAGAACAUCAGACGUGCGUUGUUGAAUCUAGUUGAGUCGGCUAGAUCUGGCGAUGUUCUCGUUGUUCAUUACAGUGGACAUGGGACGAGGUUGCCGGCUGAGACAGGGGAAGAUGAUGAUACUGGUUAUGAUGAGUGUAUUGUUCCUUGCGAUAUGAAUCUCAUUACCGAUGAUGAGUUCAGGGAGCUUGUGGAGAAGGUGCCAAAAGAUGCACAGAUUACAAUCAUCUCAGACUCUUGUCACAGUGGUGGUCUCAUUGAUGAAGCUAAGGAGCAGAUAGGAGAGAGCACAAAGAAGGAUAAGAAAGAUAAAAAUGAUAAGAAGGAUAAAAAGGAUAAGAAAGAUAAGAAGAAGUCAAAGAAAGACUCUGGAACCUCUUCAAGAUUUGGAGUCAAAGACUUGGUCAUUGAGGCUGUAGAAGAAGCAUUUGAAUCUAAAGGGAUCCACAUUCCUCAUCACAGAGAUGAGAAACAAGAAGCCAAGGUUAAAGAGGUUGAACUAGACAAUGAUGAAAAAGUCCAUGUUGUGAACAAAUCUCUUCCUCUACAAACCCUAAUCGAUAUCCUCAAGCACGACACCGGGAACAAUGAUAUCGAAGUUGGCAAAAUCAGACCAACACUUUUCAAUGUGUUUGGAGAAGAUGCUUCUCCAAAGGUGAAGAAGUUCAUGAAAGUGCUUCUAACGAAGCUACAAGAAGGUAAAAGUGAAGGUGGAAUAUUGGGAAUGGUUGGGAAACUAGCUCAAGAGUUUCUUGAACACAAGCUGAACAAUGAUGAAGAGUAUGCGAAGCCUGCGAUGAAGACACAUGUGGAGAGAAAGCAAGAUGUCUAUGCAGGUGCAAGCAAUGGUUCUCUUGCGGAUAAUGGUAUUCUAAUAAGUGGUUGUCAAACCGAUCAAACAUCUGCAGAUGCGAGUCCUGUGGGGAAACCUGAACUGGCUUAUGGAGCAUUUAGUAAUGCUGUGCAGAUCAUACUUGGGGAGACAAAAGGUGAGAUUACAUACAAGGAACUUGUUAUGAAAGCAAGAAAGCUUCUUAAGAAACAGGGCUAUGCUCAACGACCGGGGCUGUAUUGUAGCGAUAAGUAUGUGAAUGCUCCGUUUAUUUGUUAAGGGUUGGUACUCAACAAAGUAUGUGGAGUUACGUGUUGAAUAAGUUAUGUGAUUUCUUUGUUGUUAUGUUAUUGUAACUUUGAUUUGAAUGUCAAGCGUUCAUUGUCCAUUGGUUCUUUUAAUUUUUUUACCUAUUUUUAUUAAAUUCUCAAAUAUUAUUUCUGAGAACUGUGCUUGCUGAGAAAAAUAUUCUUUUUUUUCUUAACUUUGUAUGUUUUGGACAUGCAUAUAUCAUAUAUGUCCACUAAGGAAACGUUUAAGACCAAAGCAGAGGAAGUUUUUUUUUUUUUUUGACGAAACCAAAGCAGAGGAAGUUUCUUGUUAGAUAAUAUAAUCUUACAUCUUCUUGCCAAUUUACCAUGUGAUAUACACAAGCCUGAUACUAAGAGUAAGAAAAAAAAUAUUAAGCCUAAAGUUCAGAAUUAUCAAAGAAUUGAUAAAAUAACUAAGACGGUCUUGCCAAUCUUUAUUUCCCUUUAAUUUAACAAUAAAUAAAUAAACGGCAUGGAGGAACUUGGUUGCAGAGCUUGGAGGGUUGGACUUGGUGUAUGUCUUCUGAUAGGUUCCAUACCUUAGACGUUCCCGAAGAAGAAGUUAAUAUGGCCAUUGACUAUAAAGUGACGUGGUGGCAGGGAGAGGCAAAGACUCGGUCUCUGUUUGAGGCUUUGCCGUUGAAGCUUUUCUCUUCUAUAUAACGUAGUCCUCCUUAUUACGAGUUCUUCAUGUUGAAUGAUGUUGUAAGUGUGAGACGCCAUGAGUCUCCCUUCAUCACGAUCGCCAUGAGAUCGUGAUUGAAUCUUCAGACACGGAUCGCCAUGAGGUCAUGAUCUGAGAUUCACUUAUUCAGCUUAUCCUUUUAUCCUUUUGUUUGUAAACGUUGGUUUUGGUUUCAAUAAGAUCGAGAGUUCUUUAC